Messenger RNA from Lotus japonicus, 1626 nucleotides. RefSeq lists its product as uncharacterized. The record is from RefSeq and is a predicted model, not a curated record. Gene Ontology annotation, cellular component: endomembrane system. Lineage: Eukaryota; Viridiplantae; Streptophyta; Magnoliopsida; Fabales; Fabaceae. The coding region runs from base 87 to 1214 and encodes 375 amino acids. The transcript has 11 exons.
UGCGAUUGAUUUUCGCGAGAUAUAACGAAAGCACGUAGCUGAAGUGUGCAACCACCACCACCACCAGAUCGAUCUCUCUCUCUGAGAUGGAGUUCCGCGUCUCCGUCGUCGUUUGCACCCUGCUCCUCACCUUCUCUCUCUUCUCUCAUCACGCUAGGGGUGAGGCUUCUGGUUCCGCUUUCUUCAUCGAUAGCUCCACUCACCGAUUCAUUCGCGAUAGAUCAUCCAACGAUGAGCAUCCUUCAAUGCUGCUUCAGGAAGUUGGUGCUGCUGUGUCAGUCUUGCUUGGUUUUGCACCUCCUUCCACCCUUUCAGCUGCUAGCUCAUCCAAGUUGAAUGAGGUUCUGAUUCCUAAUCCAUUCAAUAGGCCCCGCGCUGUGUUUUUGCUGGAAGUGAAUGGAAUCAAUGUGAAUGCAGGUCUUGAAAAAAUUGUCCAAGAUAAUGCUAUGUUCAGCAGUUCAAUUAGGAGUACAAACAUAAUCGAUUCAGAGAAAGUUAACAUUCAGCUACCAGAUGAAAAUGAGGUUUCUGUGUUUUCUUUGGAUGAGCAAUUGGAAGACAUCACCGACAGAGAAAUAAGUGAUUUUUCAUCCUUGAUAGGUGGAUCGUAUGCUCCUGAUGCACUAGAGCCAUUGAAUGGAGUGCUUACCAUUCCAUUGGCAAAUGGCAACUCAGUGAAUCUCCAUAUGUCAAAGAAAGCAGAAAGGAAUUUUGUUGUAGGUCUUUUGUCUCUCACUCGAAAUGUUAAAAGGGCAAUUCAAAUGCAUGACGAUUUGUCACAGAGUACACAAAAUCCAGCUGAGUUGUUAACAGGAUGCUUUAAUGGCAUUAAGGUUUUCCAAGAGCAAGCUGAAGUUGAAAGUAUUGCUCAGCAUGGAGUUGAACUGCUACUAGCAACUUUGACAAAGUUAUUUGGUUCACUGCAAGAAGCAUACAAAGGUCAAAUUGUUGGAAUUAUCUAUUGUCAAACGACCACUCCUCAAGAGUCAGGCAAGAAGUUCGAUGUGAUCUUUACUCCUCAUCAUACUGCUCGAUGGUUGGAAGAAAUCAAAGCACUGAAUGCUACAGGUCCAGAAGUGGUACUGGUUAGGACAACCCUUGCUUGGAUAACAGGAAUAAUUUUGCUCAUUUCAACUCUUUUAGGGAUAUGUUACCUCAUGAAUAUGCCCCUCACUAGGGACACGCUUCUCUAUUCUAAUGUCAAGCUUGAUUAGGCAAUGGAAGCAUCCUAAGACAAAUCUUCUCAACCAACCAAGGAGAACCCGGCUUCCAUUGAACCGCGAUUGGGGGUUUUUCUCUUGAUGCCUCUAAUCUGUGUGCAUUAUUAUAUUAUUGUUUUUGAAGCCUUAGUUACCGCCAAUUUAUUGUACCCACAAUAUCGUGCAUUGGAAAUUUGUUCAAUCAGGAUUAAGUCGUCUUCACAGUGGGGGAUAUCAUACGUUGAUGUUCAAAUGUUAGGCAUAGAUAUUGUACCCUGUUAUCAGGACUUGCACAUCUUGAUUGUGCCCAGUAAUUUGUUGUGUGACUCUGGUUAGUACAGCUAUUUACAAUAAUGUGUACCCGUGGUUGACAUAUUGUUUAAAAUCAUUUCAAUAAUAUCAUUGUAAAAUAAUAAAAUUUCAGAAA